Populus euphratica (Euphrates poplar) is the source of this 2583-nucleotide messenger RNA. Its product is annotated as Pentatricopeptide repeat (PPR) superfamily protein. Gene Ontology annotation, biological process: RNA modification. The coding region runs from base 103 to 2448 and encodes 781 amino acids. Gene Ontology annotation, molecular function: RNA binding; protein binding. The record is from RefSeq and is a predicted model, not a curated record. Lineage: Eukaryota; Viridiplantae; Streptophyta; Magnoliopsida; Malpighiales; Salicaceae. The transcript has a single exon.
UGUUAAUCAAAUUUUAAAACUUGAGAGACCACACAGUAAAUUUACCACAAUGAAAUACAAGUAGUGAAAUUGCAGGACUAUUUGAUCCAUGUCAAAUUGUCAAUGUCUAAAGUCAAUGAAUCGGCUCUGUUUGCAAUGAUUUUUCGCCAACAGUUUUCUAAAACCCUCCCUGGAAUAAGAGCGAAACCUUGCAUAAAACGAAUUUUUAGCACUUACAAAACUGGCGAAAGCAGCCAUGCACACAACUUGCUUGACAAAACUCCUCACCGAAAUCUCUCAUUUCAAAUCAUCAAGGAGCACCUUCUGUCGGGUUUUAUCGACAAUAUCAAUGAAUUUACUGUCGCUAACGCCCUCAAAGCUUGCCGUGGAUACCCACUACUCGGAUCCCAAAUCCACGGGUUUUCCAUUAUACAUGAGUUCGUUAACGUCACUAUAGUCUCUAAUUCGCUAAUGAAUAUGUACUGCAAAUCUGGACAGUUUUGCAAAGCUUUAUGUAUCUUUGAGGAUUUGACUCAUCCUGACAUUGUUUCUUGGAACACGGUGCUUUCGGGCUGCCAAACAAGUGAAGAUGCGUUUAGUUUUGCUUGUAAGAUGAAUUCAAGUGGGGUUGUUUUCGAUGCUGUUACUUAUACUACAGUCCUUUCUUUUUGUUGGAGGCACGUGGAAGCCUACUUUCUCAUUGGGUUGCAGUUGCAUUCUUGUAUUGUAAAGUUUGGGUUUGAUAGUGAAGUUUUCGUUGGGAAUGCACUCAUAAGUAUGUAUUCGAGAUGGGGACAUUUAGUGGAGGCUAGAAGAGUGUUCGAGGAAAUGAAAACUAGGGAUCUGGUUUCUUGGAAUGCAAUGAUUUCAGGGUAUAGCCAGGAAGGUACUUAUGGCCUUGAAGCGAUUUCAAUGUUCCUUCAAAUGUUUCGGGGAGGAAUGGAGCUUGAUCGCAUCUCAUUUACUAGUGCAGUUUCAGCUUGUGGAUAUGAAAGGAACUUGGAGCUUGCCAGACAGAUACAUGGUUUGAGUAUAAAAACAAGACAUGAGAAGCAUGUUGCCGUUUCUAAUGUUCUGAUCUCAACAUAUUUUAAAUGCCAAGUUAUUGAAGAUGCUAGAUUAGUCUUCCAAAAUAUGAACGAACGCAAUGUAGUUUCAUGGACUACGAUGAUAUCUAUUGAUGAAGCAGAAGCUGUGUCUUUCUUUAAUGAGAUGAGAUUAGAUGGUGUUUAUCCCAAUGAUGUUACAUUUGUUGGCUUAAUCCAUGCUAUAACAAUUGGGGAGCUUGUUGUGCAAGGAAAGAUGGUUCAUGGGUUUUGUACAAAGACCGGUUUCUCAUCAAAAUCAAAUGUUUGUAAUAGCAUCAUCACCAUGUAUGCUGAGUUCAAGUUCAUGCAAGACUCAGUUAAGGUGUUUCAAGAGCUUAAGUACCAGGAUAUCAUAGCAUGGAAUGCUUUAAUUUCUGGGUUUGUACACAACGGGUUGUGCCAAGAAGCUAUCCGGGCAUUCUUCUCAGGACUUAUAGAAUCCAAGCCAAACCAAUACUCAUUUGGUAGCAUCUUGAAUGCAAUUGGUGCUGCCGAGGAUGUAUCUCUAAAAUACGGUCAAAGGUGCCACUCUCAGAUAAUAAAACUUGGACUCAACACUGACCCAAUUGUUUCUAGUGCUCUCCUCGAUAUGUAUGCAAAGCGUGGGAGUAUUUGUGAGUCUCAAAAAGUUUUUGUGGAGACGCCUCAGCAAAGUCAAUUUGCCUGGACAACAAUCAUCUCUGCCUAUGCAAGGCAUGGGGACUAUGAAUCAGUCAUGAAUUGGUUUGAGGAGAUGAGGAGGCUUGAGGUGAGACCUGACUCGAUCACCUUUCUUUCUAUAUUAACAGCCUGUGGAAGAAGGGGAAUGGUUGAUAUGGGCUAUCACCUCUUCGGCUCAAUGGUUAAAGACUAUCAGAUAGAACCAUCAGCGGAGCAUUAUUCUUGUUUGGUGGAUAUGCUGGGUCGUGCAGGGCGACUAGAGGAGGCAGAGAGAUUGAUGAGUCAUAUUCCAGGGGGUCUCGGAUUGUCUGUGUUGCAAAGCUUGCUAGGAGCAUGUAGGGUACACGGGAAUGUGGACAUGGGAGAGAGGGUAGCCGAUGCUUUGAUGAAGAUGGAGCCAACAGAGUCAGGCUCCUAUGUGUUGAUGUCCAACUUGUAUGCUGAGAUUGGAAAAUGGGAAAUGGUGGCAAAAUUAAGAAAAAGGAUGAGAGUGAAGCGAGUGAAGAAGGAAGUAGGAUUUAGCUGGGUAGAUGUUGGUGGCAUUGACAGUUCCUUGUCUUUACAUGGGUUUUCAUCAGGGGACAAGUCCCAUCCACAAUCUGAGGCAAUAUGCAGGAUGGCAGAAUGUCUGGGAUUCGAAAUGAAAUUUUUGAGAGAGGAAGAGAUAGAGUGUCAGAAACACAGUCUCAUGUGCGAUGGAGAUCUUGUAACCCCUCAAUAAGGGAGGAUAAUUUUUAGCGAGAGAGAGAGCAACAGAUCAUAGGCGGCAUAGUUUAAUGUUUUAAAGAUGGUAAUAUUGUAACCCUCAAUAAGGGGCGGCGGUCAUGCUUUCCAAUGGAAUCAUGCAUUCCUUUCA